Molecule: messenger RNA, 6138 nt
Organism: Argiope bruennichi
Lineage: Eukaryota; Metazoa; Arthropoda; Arachnida; Araneae; Araneidae
Product: transcriptional coactivator YAP1-like
Exons: 8
Coding region: 203-1672 (489 amino acids)
Biological process (GO): hippo signaling; positive regulation of transcription by RNA polymerase II
Cellular component (GO): cytoplasm; nucleus
Molecular function (GO): protein binding; transcription coactivator activity
Source: RefSeq, a predicted model, not a curated record
CCAAGUUGUCAGGUGGCAACAUGCAAGUUCAUCAAUCUCUGAUUGUGAUGUGAAUUGAAUAAGUAGCAUUUUUUUUUUAUUUUUUCUUCCUACUUUUUUGCCUUUUUUUUAGUUACAAAAAUAUCAUCUGCAUUCUCAGCAUUCAGUUCUACCUCAUUUAUUCCUCCAUACCGUAAUAUAUUUUUAUCAUAUUGCAUUUACCAUGUCCCAACAGCGGGAUGUUAUCGAACAGAAACAAGGCAAUCAUAUCGUCAGGAUACGAAGUGACAGCGAGACGAACUUGGACGAUCUCUUUAAGGCUGUAAUGCAGCCAAAAGGGACUCAAGCCCAUCAAAGUGUGCCUAUGCGUAUGCGAAAUUUGCCACCAUCAUUUUUUCAGCAACCUGAUCGAGGUUCCAAGUCGGCGUCACAUAGUCGGGAAUCAAGCACUGAUAAUACUUAUUCCAGUCCCCCACCCCCGCCUGUCGCUCAGAGCAAUAAUAAUGCUGCUAACAGUACAAAUAGCAAUCAGAGUAGUAGCAAUAAUAAUUCUGUUGGAUCGCCUCCUCCUCCUCCACAACAUCCGAGUGGUUUACCUAUCAAUCAUCCAAGAGCCCAUUCAUCCCCUGCUUCAUUACAACAAACGUACAACAACAAUGCUGCACAACAUCAACAUUUACGACAGCAAAGUUAUGAUAUUACCGAUAAUAUACCUCUUCCCCAAGGGUGGGAGAUGGCAAGAACUGCUUCUGGGCAAAGAUAUUUCCUCAAUCAUUUGACUCAGACGACUACAUGGGAAGACCCACGUAAAAAAUUGAGUACUGGAUCUCUCUCUAAUUCAUCUGGCAUCACAUGUUCAAGUACAAGCACAAGUCCUGCAUCUUCACUUAUCAAUUUGCAAAAUUUAGUUCCGCUGCCUGAUGGUUGGGAACAAGCUACAACUGCAGAAGGAGAAGUGUACUUUAUUAAUCAUAAAACUCGUACCACAAGUUGGUAUGAUCCUAGAAUACCUGUACAAUUACAACAACCUCCUUUAGUGCCAGUAUUAGGAAACAGUUCUAUUGGGCAAGUCCAAAACAUUUUAAGCCUUUCUGGGCCUUUAUCACAGAUCACUGCAGUUUCUGCUACUGGAGCAUCUUCAUUAUCUUCCUUGAGCAGCCCAACUGCACAGCAGCAACAACAAAAGAUCAGAUUACAAAGACUUCAGAUGGAACGUGAGCGUCUUCGCAUACGGCAGCAGGAAAUUUUAAGAGAGAAUUUUGGAAAUCCUCCGUUAAAUGAUUUGAUGCUUCGUCGUACCAUUCGAGAAGACAGCUCAUUGCCAACAUCUCCUGCCAAUACAUCCGAUACAACUCAGUCCAGUAAUCCUAAUCUUGAUCCAUUUUUGGGUGCAGAUUCUGAUUUCCAUUCUAGGCAAGAAAGUGGAGACAGCGGUUUAGGACUAAGUACUAACUACAGUUUGCCUAAUACUCCUGAAAAUUAUCUCAUGGGUAUGGAUGAAGGAACUGAAGAUGUACUUUUAGAUAUUGCUGAAUUAAAUUUGGAAACAAUACCUGGAGCUACUUUAGAUAUGGUGCCAGAAAACAUGGAUUCUGAAGACUUAGAGCCAAGUUUGCAGGAAGAAUUGAAUGCUGAAAUUUUAAAUGACGUUGAAGCUCUUUUAAACAAAGAAAAUGUCAUGAAAUGGUUGUAAAUUGCUAAGGAAUUGAUUCUUUUUCCUGAAAUGUUUUAUAAAUAGCUCUAAACAUUUCAUUUAAAUAAGUGCAUCAUUAUUGACAUUAUUGGACUGUUAGAGUAUUCAGCAUAAUAUUUCAACUAUAAAUUGAUAAUUUAAUUAUCUUUUUAAAAUGAAAAUUGGAUUUCAAAAAUCCAAAUAUGCAGCAGAAUUUAAUUUUUCAAAAUUUUAUUUUUUCAGAACAAAUUCUUAUUUAAAGAGAAAAAAAAAAUAAGAAUUUAUUUUGCAAUAUAAUUGCAAUAUUUCUUUUGCAAUAUGAGUGAACAAUUUUUCUUAAUUUCAUUUAGCUUGGAGUUAGCUAAUUUUGUAAAACAUUUUCUAUCAAUAAUUUGUAAUCAUUUAACUUCCACUAGAAUUAGAUAGUAAAUUUAAACAUAGUAUCAUCUAAAUUCAAUUGAGCAAUAAAUUCUGAAGGAAAGGAAUAAAGUAUUUUUGCUUUGAAUUUUUAAUGUGCAGCUAUAUUUCAAUUCUGUAAAACCAUGCACGUUUUUUCUCCCCUCCUUUUAAUAAAACAGCUAUUUCAUUUUUGUAUAUAGAAGCUCUCCCCCACUGUGCUUGUUUUUCAGUGUGAAAUAUUGAAUACUCUUUGUCUUAAAUUGCAUCACUCAUUAAUUGCAUGAUUUUUUUUUUAAAUUUAGAAGCAACAGCAUUCUGUCUAGAAUUAACUACCCCCUAGAUAAACGCUGGAUAGUAUACUCUCCCCCCUCCCCCAUCAGUGUUUUUCAUUUAAAUUUAUUUCUAAUUGACAACUGUUUUUUGAAGCCAACUUGUUAAAUUUGAAAUUUUGUUAAUUUGGUAUCUUAGCACUUUUUUCUCAGGAAUAAAUGAUUUUAGUGUAUUCCUUUAUUUUGGAAUUUUGUCUUGUGUAUGAGUAUUAGCUCAAUUAUUUCAAUUUGUUGUUUAAUGAAAUAAAUUUCAUGCUAAUUCAUUUCUUUGAGAUAAAAAAAAUUAGUGCUGAUGAAUUGAUGCAUUUUUUAUAUCCAGUGUUUUUGUAAAUAUCAGUGUGAAUUACAAAGUGAUUUUUUUAAUGUUUCAUGUUUAACUCAAAAAUGUUACAUCUGAAAAUAAAUAUUAAUUGGAUGUGGUUAUGCAGUCAUGGAAUUGAAUACUGUUUUAUAGAUUCCAAAUUCAUUGUUAGUGGUGAGAAAACAGCUGUGUGUUAAGUAUUGGUUUAGUGUACUCAUUCUAGCAUAGUUAUAUCCAAUUGUUUAUAUAAUACUCUCAUUAAUUUCAAAUUAUUUUUAAAAAUAAUUGAAUUUUAGCUAAGAAUUUUAGUGAUGUAGAAGUUUUCAAAUUCUACUUCAGUUUAAGAAUUCUUGCACUGUUUUAAGGUCUGAACAUUUUAAUCUGAAUUAUAUAUGUGCCUUUUAUCAAGUGCCUUUAUGUUACAAAAUUAUAAUUAACCAUGUCUUUUUCCAUGUUUUACGUGAGUAGUGACUUUUUUAAUGUUGAAAAAAAUGUUUUUGAAAUGUUUCUUUUUUCUUCUCAUGAAAUGUUUGUGUUGGUAGAAAGAUGUCUUGUCAAAUGGUAGCUCAGAAAGUGCCAUUUAAUGUUUAUUGUAUAUUACUUUUCUUGUUUUUAUUUUUGCUUUUAUAUAAUGAAUUUAUAUAUUUCUCAAAAAUGUAUUCAAAAAUUCCGAUACCUAUUUAAAAUUGAAUUAUAGUUAUUGGAUAUGUUUUCUCUGGGAAGCUUGGUUUAUUGCAUAUAAUUUUUUAGAGUGUUAUUUAACCAGGACUCAAACAAAAUAGUUAAGUAAUGUAAAGUAUUGAAAUCACAUUUUUGUGGCUGGAGGUGAUAAAUAUAAAUUGACAAUUGUGUAAACAGUUUGAGGUAGAAUGGGUAUAGCUCUAUAAAAUAAAAGGUGACUUAAGAUUCUUGUUCACACUGCUGAAUACAUCACCUUUGGUGUGUCCCAAGUUUUUAUACAGUUACAAAGCUUUUUUACUUUUAAAAUCUAAAAUAUCUUUUUAUAGCAAACAGUAAUUUUCUCAAAAUGGUUCAUCAGACAACUGAAGUUAUUUAUCUAUAAAUUAUUGAACAAAAGAAAAUACAUUAAUUCUUCUUUGGGUGCUUCAGAAUACAUCUAAAACUUGGUCCCUAAAAUAGCAGAAAAAUCAGUCAUUGAAAGGAGACAGGGAUUCUUUAUUUAGAAAAACACUGUAUGUUAAAAGCAGAUUUUUAAGCAAGUCAUAUACUCAACAAAAAAUCAAUGUUCCUUUGGCUACAGAGCAAUUAUCUACAUCUCGAUUUAAAUUGUAGAAAAAUAGUAUAUUGAAACCUUCCUCAACCCUCCCCCUUUAAAAAAAAUUAUCUUCUCACAACCUCAAACAUUUCACUACUUUGGUGGCGAAAUUACUCCAUAAAUUUAAGUAUAUCCACAUUAUUUAUAAUCACUACAAAGGAGAUAUCCCUUCCUCCUAUUCAUUUAAAACUGAAACAAUUAUUUCCGGGUUUCCAAUAUGUUAAAAUGGAUUGCUUCAAUUGCGUAAUAAUCUCUCGGCAUCGUUAUCGUUCAAAGGGAUUGCACCUAAAAAUUUUAAUUGAUGAAAGGAAAACUGAAUAGUAUAGAAGUACUAGUCAUUUAUGUAUAAAGAUAUCUUUUUUUUAUAUUUAGUAUAUGAUAUCUAUGCAAAAAUAACCCAACUAAAAUAAUAUAAAUCAAGAGAUUAAUAUUGCAAUCAUAAAUAUUACAUUUUACUUUAAAUUUUCAUCCAAGAUCAAUUUCUAUUUUAUACAGUUUGAUCUUCAGUUUACCCAAGUGGAACUAAAAUUUCUUUUGCAAAUUUGAGUAAUAAUAGAGAGCUUAACACAUAAGUUAAAUGAUUUUGUUUAGGAAUUCCUUUCUGUGACCUAAUUAAACUCUAUGUUUUGCAGUCUUGUUUUACUGUAGCGAGGCUGUUAAUUGGUACUAUUAACAUCUUGUCUUAAACUAUACAUCAUGUGAAGAACUAGUUCUGUUUAAUGGAACUUAAUUCUUUCAAUUAAUUAUCUAAUUGAAUUUGUAGUGUACGUACAUUUUUAUUAUUACCAAGUGCCUUUUCAAGAAAGAUUUUUUAACAUGAAAUUUCUGGAUGUAAAUGGAUGUCUGGCAACAAAAAUGUAUUUUAAUUUUGCAUUAAUACUGUAAAUUAUAAAAAUGCAGUUUUAAUUGUGCAGUGUACUAAAAAAACUUGCUUAUCAUUCCAUUGAAAUUUAAAAUCUCAAUUAUUCAACCACAUCAAAACAUGAUUGAAAUGUUAUGCAUUAGUGACAAUUCAAAUUGACAGUGUACAGAAAAUCAUGCUGUGUUUUAGUAUUCCUUGUAAGAUGAUCCUAUUAUAUUUAAACAUAGUUGAUAUAUAGAGGCAAAGUUUGAAAGAUCAAUAAUUAAUACUUUGCAACCCAUUGUCUUUGAACAAGAAAGCAGAAUUGUUCUACUCGCUGUCGAUUUAAAUUGUCAUUAGCUGUUGUAAUUAAUAAUUGUAAAUUCAUUCUGAAUUGUGUACAUGAAUGCAAUUUAAGAUUUUCCUUUAUUUUAUGCAUUGUUUCUUUUCCUACUUGUGUUUGCAAGCAGCUGAAAAAGAAUUUUGUUCAAAAUUAGGCUGUCCAUUUCCUGUUAAUUUUAAUAGCAAAUUAACUAUUGUACCCGAAAUAUUGAUAAAAAUAGAUUUCAAUUUGCUAUAAAAAGACAAGAAUUUGGACAUGUCUAAGAGUUGAAAUUUUCAUGUCUUGUAGGAAGACUUUUGCCAUAUACAAUGAAAGCCAUUUAUUCAGCCAAACCUUUUCUUUGUUUUUACAUCAGGCAUACUCUAUUUUCAAUGCCAUACUUUUUGUAAAUUUCUUCUCAUUUGUCAGUGAUUUGUGCCAAACAGACACUGUUCUGGCUUUAUUUAAGCCAGCACUAUUUUUGUCAUUUCUAUUUAUCGUGUAUAAGGGAUUAAUAGUAAUGUAACAACUUAUUUGGCAGCUAGUUGCAAAUUUUAAAUAUAUAUAUAUAUAUAUGAUCUUACAUUUAAAUAUCAUAAUUAUAUUCUUUGCUGAAAAAAAUAAAAUUCCGUCCAUUAAAUUUUGGCAUCUGUUCUAGAAUAAUAAGAAUAUACAGACUGAAAUCCCUUGUACAUUUCAUCAUUCAUAAUUGCCAUUGCAUUUCUUUUCAUUACAAUCUAUGCAUUUAAUUGUUUCAAACUAUUCAUUAUGAAAGCAGUUUCCAGUAAAAAAAGUGUAUCUUUAUAGAAUCACAGUUCUAAAUCUGUUAAAUGUUGCAAGAUCUGUUAUACAAAAAUAGAUGUGUAAAUACUCAUAAUAUUUACCACUUGUUUAAUUUACAAAAUUUUAUUAAUUGCUGUUGUAACAAAAUUCAAUUUACAUGAAUUUGCACAUGUUAAAGAAAUAAAUAUCACCUGUUAAAUGUAAUUUUAAUAUGUUUCAUAUUAAAGUUUCCUGGA